AUGAGUGGAGCGAUAAAUAUGAGUUGGUUAAAUUCAAGUGAAGCUGAAUCAUUGAUCCCGUACUUUUAUGAUGACAAGUCAAGAACAAGAAGACGUUAUGGUCUUUUAGAAAGACCAUCAUUACCACCGUCAAUAGAGGAAGUAACUUACAAAAUAUUCAUGAUAGGAAGACCUGGAGUUGGUAAAUCAUCGGUAGUCUCCCGAUUUUCAGGUAUAGCUCAUGAAAAUUACGUAUCCUCUGAAAUAAACGGUAUACGUAAGACAAUGGUCUAUUGGCCAGUUAAAAUUUGGGAUAAAGUUGUUUUAUUUCGUCUUAAUUUCUGGGACACUACUGAAAGUAGUAUUAAAAAAUACAGCCACGUUUUACCGGCAUGUAAAGAAAAAGUUGAUGCAAUUUGCUCGAUAUUUAGCUUUGAAGAUCCUUCAAGUUUCAAUGAUAUACCCUAUUUGAUGAAUUCGAUGAGCAAUAUAAAGGAGAGACCAGCGAAUGUUGUUAUUGGAACGCGAUACAAGCCCUGGUCAACAUUACCUGUUACUGAGCUCCAGUUAAAGGAGUUUGAGAGCAAAUGGAAGGUUAAGGUAAUUAAAGUUGAUGUCAGCAAAACGACAGCCCGGCCAGAAAUACUUGACUGUGCUUAUCAACUUAAUUCUAUUUGCAAAGCUCUGUGGAAUAGGGAUCAGGAGUUUAUAACUAAACAAAUCCAUGUAAUUUAG
Cotesia congregata is the source of this 714-nucleotide messenger RNA. The record is from the annotation of a GenBank genome assembly. Lineage: Eukaryota; Metazoa; Arthropoda; Insecta; Hymenoptera; Braconidae.